CAUCUUUUCUCUUCCUUCUCUCAUUCACUCUCUUAUUCACUUACUAUGGACCCGCAUCGAACAACAUCAUCGUCAGAAGAAGAAGAAAAAGGCCGAGACGGUUCAGAGGUUGUCAUGGUUUCAAAAAUUCCAGAUCAUCAAAGCAGAUCAAGUAGUCCUGUCGCUGCCAUCAUGACGAGUGAUGAUAAGGCUACUACUCUACAACAACAAACUGCUGAUCCCACAAUCGUGGAAGGUCUGACGGCUCUUGUCAAAUCCUCAUGGAUCAACGUCUUGAUCGUGUUCGUUCCUAUUGGUAUCGCCAGUCAUUUCGUAUGGAGCCCAACUGUCACAUUUAUUCUCAAUUUUAUCGCGAUCGUGCCACUUGCAAAACUACUCGGUUUCGCGACUGAAGAUAUUGCUCUUCGCACCGGCGAGGUUAUCGGCGGUCUUUUGAACGCUUCGUUCGGCAACGCUGUAGAAUUGAUUAUUUCGAUUAUUUCAUUGACGCAGAAUUUAGUAGUUGUCGUGCAAGCAUCGAUGCUUGGCUCGAUCUUAUCCAAUCUGCUCUUAGUUCUGGGCAUGUGCUUCUGGUUCGGCGGCAUACGUUACCAAGAACAGAAAUUCAAUCAGACAGUGGCCCAAACAUCGGCUUCUCUCUUGUUUAUUGCCACGACGUCAUUGCUGCUCCCUGCAGCUUUUUAUGCUUCCGUCGGGUCAACUGAGACGACCCAGGAACUUACAAGUGACAUUUUGAACAUUUCUCGCGCCACGUCCAUCAUUUUGCUCAUCAUCUAUUUCUCGUAUCUGUUCUUCCAGCUCAAAACGCACAAGGAUCUGUUUUUGCAACCACCUUCUGAAGCUCGUCGAGUGUCGUACCAGCGUCAGUCAACUGCCGGAACCGACCUUGAACAGCUGAACGGUGCAGGUAUUGCGCCCGGUGAAGCAACCGGCAAUGAUGAUGAGGAAGAGGAGAUGCCACAGAUGCCAUUUUGGAUGGCCAUUGUUGCACUUCUUGUGAUCACUGCUUUGGUUGCUGUCUGUGCAGAGUUUCUUGUAUCUGCUAUUGAAGAUGUUGUCGAGCAAUGGCAUAUCAGCGAGACAUUCGUAGGUCUUAUCCUAUUGCCUAUUGUAGGCAAUGCGGCUGAACACGUUACAGCCGUUACUGUUGCAAUGAAGAAUAAGAUGGAUCUUGCCCUUGGUGUUGCUGUUGGAAGUAGUAUGCAAAUCGCCUUGCUUGUGACGCCACUUAUGGUUGUGAUUGGUUGGGGCAUCAACGUCCAAAUGUCGCUAUUGUUCAACAUUUACGAGACUGCCGUCAUGUUUAUUUCGGUAAUCAUGGUAAACUACUUGAUGAUGGAUGGCAAGAGCAACUGGUUAGAAGGACUCAUGCUUUUUGCAUUAUACCUCUUGCUGGCCAUCAGUUUCUAUUACUAUCCUGAUGCUGCAUCGAGUGAACUCGGAACCGCGUGAAGCGAUCCCCUCUAGUCUGCUAAGAAACCCCAUGCGUGAAACUCUCUAAAACCCGACAUCAUAAGUUUAGCGUCGUUGGAUACUGUAUCAUUUCGGCUGCUUUUUAUCUUUUCCACAUCAUACACCGGCAUUUUAACAACUUUUUUAGAUAGUAUUAAUAACUUAGUAUAAAAUAACCUCUCUACUUUUUGUAUCAUAGUAGCUCAUUAUGUACCAGUCUUAUUCUUGCAUAUUAAAUUUCUACUUACA
Messenger RNA from Zychaea mexicana, 1701 nucleotides. RefSeq names its product calcium/proton exchanger. The record is from RefSeq and is a predicted model, not a curated record. Gene Ontology annotation, cellular component: fungal-type vacuole membrane. Gene Ontology annotation, biological process: intracellular calcium ion homeostasis; calcium ion transmembrane transport. Bases 46 to 1452 code for a protein of 468 amino acids. Gene Ontology annotation, molecular function: calcium:proton antiporter activity. The transcript is spliced from 7 exons. Lineage: Eukaryota; Fungi; Mucoromycota; Mucoromycetes; Mucorales; Lichtheimiaceae.